AUGCCUUCAGCGCCAACGGCUGAUUGUGAAGUACCCCAAUUGAUUGAUGAAGUGGGAUCUUCUGCUACCAACGGGCAUUUGAAUUUUCAAAUGCUUGCAACUUUUCAACUAAACGAAAAUGACCCUCUGCAUCCACACAAUAUAGGGAUAGUCAGAAAAUGGUUAGCUGUUGCUACUGUCUCGAUGGGCUCGCUUUGUGUGGCCUGCGCUUCUUCAAUCUAUUCCACAACUUACAACCAGCUUCUGAAGGAUUUCAAUUGCUCUCAUGAGGUAGUCACACUUGGUCUUUCCCUGUUCAUCUGGGGAAUGGGUAUUGGGCCACUGAUAUUGGCUCCAUUAUCGGAGAUCUAUGGUCGAAGAAUCGUUUACUUAUGCUCACUGACUUUUUUCUUUAUCUGGCUUCUACCGUGCGCCGUCGCAACGAACAUACAAACACUUCUUGUCGGUCGUUUUCUCGAUGGUUUUGCCGGUAGUGCGUUCUUGAGUGUUGCAGGAGGCACGGUGGGGGACUUGUUUCCUCGUCAUCGCCUGGCUUUUCCCAUGAUGAUAUAUACUGCCAGUCCGUUCAUUGGCCCGGAAAUAGGCCCGCUGCGUUGGACCUUCUAUGUGCUGUUAUGCUGGGCUGCGGUCUUGAUUCUAUUGGUAUACUUCUUUGUACCCGAAACAUAUCUGCCAGUUCUUCUCAAAAGAAAGUUACAGCAUUUACAGAAUGAGCCCCUCGAGAAAGAUUCGCCGUUCUUGCCCAAGAAGCUUUUACAUUCCAUGUCUAAGCCCAUGCUCUUGCUUAGUAUGGAGCCUAUGUGCUUAUGUCUCUGCGUAUACUCAGCAAUACUCCUUGGUAUUCUCUAUUUAUUCUUUGGCGCUUUCCAAAUUGUUUUCGAAUCCGUUUACAGGUUCGCUCUGUGGCAGUGCGGGCUUUCUUUCCUUGGUCUUCUGGUCGGAAUGCUUUUUGCUGUGCUGUGUGAUCCAUUCUGGACAUCCAACUACCUCAAAUUGGAGAAAAAGCACCAGAUCCUCUGCGGAGAGGAUUCGGGGUUUCUUCCAGAAUGGCGACUGCCACCAGCUAUCGCAGGAGCGCCUUUAGUGACAACGGGCCUUUUUGUCUUUGCUUGGACAACAUUUUCCAACGUUCAUUGGAUGGUUCCAAUAAUCGGAAGCAGUAUGUUUGGAGCAGGAACAGUUUUUGUUUACUCGGGGGUCUUCACGUUUCUUAUUGAUGCGUACCCUACCUAUUCUGCCAGUGCAUUGGCAGCAAACAGUUUCACUCGAUCUAUAUUUGCGGGAAUCUUCCCAUUAUUUGGAACACAGAGUGAGUUAAAUUUCUCAGCAGGCCGCGGAGAAAAGCAUUAA
This is a messenger RNA of Penicillium cinerascens, 1350 nucleotides long. RefSeq names its product MFS transporter. Gene Ontology annotation, cellular component: membrane. Lineage: Eukaryota; Fungi; Ascomycota; Eurotiomycetes; Eurotiales; Aspergillaceae. Gene Ontology annotation, molecular function: transmembrane transporter activity. The transcript is spliced from 8 exons. The record is from RefSeq and is a predicted model, not a curated record. Bases 1 to 1350 code for a protein of 449 amino acids. Gene Ontology annotation, biological process: transmembrane transport.